Molecule: messenger RNA, 3285 nt
Organism: Striga asiatica
Lineage: Eukaryota; Viridiplantae; Streptophyta; Magnoliopsida; Lamiales; Orobanchaceae
Source: the annotation of a GenBank genome assembly
UCUUUUGACAUAAAUAAUGGAUUAAGGCCCAUAGCUUGGAAGAAUAUCCAAUUGCAAUUGAAGAAAUAUGAGUACAAGCCUCGGAGGAGCAAUAGAGACUUAAUUUUUGUGAGGAUUAUUUUCAUAAGAGCCCGGCGCAUNUUUUCGGUUGUCCGAUCCAAAGCCGAAUUUCCUGACCGAGCGCUCGACAACGAGUCAUCGUUUCCUUCUUCAGGCCACAUAUACGACAGUCGAAACGGUUGUGAUAUGUCGGAUGCCGCCUUGAGAUACAUUGACCAGAUUCUCAUGGAAGAGGACACCGAUGAUGGGGCCCACACUCUCCCAGAGUCGUCAGAUUUUCAGGCGACCGAGAGAUCCUUCUACGAGGUGCUCGGAAAAAGAUACCCCCCUUCUCCGCAGCUUUAUGCCGAUCAUCACCAUAGUUUGAUGACCGGAUAUCUAAUUGAUGUCGUCCGUGAAAGCCGGUUCAAAACUCCCAAGUUUGACGGUCUCACUGAUCACAUUGUUCCGUCGGACUUCUCCAUUUGCCCGUCAAGUGGAUUGUAUAGACGAUCUUUUAUCGGGAGUGAAGUGGUUUGGGAUUUUAAAGAAGGGGUCGCGCGCGUGGCUAAUUCCAUCCCGAGGGAAGGCAAGAUGUUGCACAUUAUCGGAGUCACGAUUCAAAAUCCUUUGGAAGGUGAAAAAAAAGCGGUCAAACCGGGCGAAGAUCGAGCGAGAACCACCAAGAAUCCCCCUGUUUUUACGGAGUCCGACAUCCCGAUAGAAGAUUUCGACAAGCUCUUGCUCUCCACGCUCGACGACCGUUACUCGAAAGACAUGCAAAACCCGAGAAGCGCGGUCAGUAAGGCCCGACUCGGUAAGUCUCACAAGGUUAAGAAAGAGGCAAUCGACUGGUCGACGCUGUUGACGAAAUGCGCACAAAUGGUGCAUUCUGGCGACCGUCGAGCCGCGGCUACUCUACUAACUGAAAUCAGACGGCACUCGUCCCCUAACGGCGACUGGGCAGAGAGGCUGGCCCACUACUUUGCCGACGGGCUCGAGGCCCGCCUGGCGGGGACCGGCGCCCAAGUGUACAAAUUAUUCGCGUGCGACCGAAUCUCUGCACCCGCCUGCCUCAAGGCUUACUACACGUCGAUCGCGUCUUUCCCGUGCCGGAAAGUCAUGAACCUCGUCUCGAACAAGCUCCUCGCGGCCCGGUCGGCGGGCUCGGCCCGUGUCCACGUCAUCGACUUCGGCAUCGUCCACGGCUUCCAGUGGCCGACCUUCAUCCGACGCUUGGCCCUUCGGCCAGGUGGGCCCCCGAGGCUCCGGAUUACCGGCGUCGACUUCCCCAAGCCAGGCCCCCGGCCCUCCGAGAUGAUGGAGGAGACGGGCCAGCGGCUGGCCCGCUACGCACGGGCCUUCGGUGUCCCGUUCGAGUUUGCCGGCAUCGUCACUCGGGAGUGGGAGUCGGUUAGCAUGGCCGACUUUCGCGUCGAGCCCGGCGAAUUCUUAGCCGUGACGUGUUCUCACCGCGGGAAGAACCUUCGGGACGGGUCGAAAACGGCGGUCCUCGAGCUGAUACGGAGAAUCAGGCCCGACGUGUUCGUGCACGGCGUGGUGGACGCAGCGUACGGCGCCGAGAGUCCCCUGUUUCCCGCUCGUUUUCGGGAGGCUUUCUUUCACUUCUCGGCAAUAUUCGACAUGGUGGAGACGACGAGCAUGCCCGGUGGGAAGCCCGGGAGAAUGCAGUUCGAGGGGAUGUUUCGAAAGGAGAUAAUGAAUGUGGUGGCGUGCCAAGGGCCCGAGAGGGUCGAUUGGCCCGAAACUCGGAGGCAGUGGCACGGGCGGCACGUUAAGGCGGGGUUUAGGCAGGUCUCGUUCGGGAGAGAGCUGUCGAGCUCGGUCGUGAGGAAGGUGAAGGGUUCGGUUUCGUACCACAGGGAUUUCGUGGUGGAGGAGGAGAACGAGUGGCUGUUGAUGAGUUGGAAAGGGAGGGUGCUAUUUUCCAUGUCCUGUUGGGAGCCUGUUGAGCAACUGAGAGAUCCUUCUACAAGGUGCUCGAACAAAAAUACCCCCUUCCCUGCAGCAAGAAAUGUCGCAGCUUUGUGUCGAUCAUCACCAUACCGGUUUAAAACUCCCACGGGUCCGUUUGAUGGUUUCAUGGAUCACAUUGUUCCAUCCGACAUCUCCAUUUGCCCUUCGAGUGGAUUGCAUAGGCAAUCUUUUGGAGGGAGUGAAGUGGUUUGGGAUUUUAAAGAAAGGGUCGCGCGCGCGGCUAAUUUCGUCCCGAGGGAAGGUAAAAUGUUGUACAUUAUCAGCGCCACGAUUCGAAAUCCUUUGGAAGGUGAAAAUAAAGUGGUCAAACUGGGCGAGGAUUACAAAUAUCGAGGAAGAACUACCAAGAAUGCUCCGGUUUUUACGGAGUCAGAAAUCCCUAUAGAAGAAUUCGACAACUGGCGCUUGGCGACUAUAGAGCCUCGGUUUGCUCUCUUAACUAAAAUCAGACAACACUCGUCCCCCAACGGCGACUGGACCGAAAGGUUGGCCCACUACUUUGUCGACGGGCUUGAGGCCCGCCUGGCAGGGACCGGUGGCCAGGUGUACAAAGCACUCGCGUGCGACCUGAUAUCCAUCCCCGCUUGCCUCGAGGCUUACUACACGUCCAUCGCGUCUUUUUCCCUUUUAGAAGAGUCUCGAACCUCACCUCGAAUAAGCUCCUCGCAGCCCAUUUGGCGGGCUCGGCCUAGGUCCACGUCAUCGACUUUGGCAUCCUCCACAGGUUCCAAUGACCUACCUUCAUCCGGCACUUGGCCCUUCGGCCCAGUGGGCCCCCGAGGCUCCACAUCACCAACGUCGACUUUCUCUGUCGAAAACAGCAGUUCUCGAGCUGAUAUGGGGAAUCGGGCCCGACGUGUUCGUGCACGGCGUGGUGGACGGAGCGUACGGUGCUGGGGAUCCCCUGUUUCCCGCACGUUUUCGGGAGGCUUUUUUUCACUUCUUGGCAAUAUUCGACAUGGUAGAGACGACAAGCAUGCCCUGUGGGAAGCCCAAGAGAAUGCAGUUCGAGGGGAUGUUACGAAAAGAGAUAUGAAUGUCGUGGCGUGCGAAGGGUCCGAGAGGGUUGAGUGGCUUGAGACUCAGAUGCAGUGGCACGGGCGGCACGUCCAGGCAGGAUUCAGGCAGGUCUCAUUUGGGAAGGAGCGCACGGACUCAGUCGUAAGGAAGGUGAAGGGCUCAGGUUUGUACCACCAAGAUUUCGUGGUGGAGGAGAAGUGCCAGUGGUUGUUGAUUAGUUGGAAAGGG